AUGUCAAAUAUUCCGAUUCCGGCACCUCUGAGAUUGGACGGUGACAAGGAAGAAGCCAUUGGCAUCUUCAAACUCCAAUGGAAGUACUAUGCCUUGGCCACGGAGCUGGCCACGAAACCGGCAGCACAACAAGUGGCAACGCUGAUGGCCGUCAUUGGAGCGGAUGCGGUGAUGAUGAUUGACGAGCUUCCACUGACUACGGCCCAAAAGGCAUCACCGGAUGCAAUCUUGGAAGAGGUGCGAAAGCAUCUGGUGCCGCAGAGAGAUGUUCGAGUGGAACGAGCAGAGUUCAACACGAUUUGUCAACAAGAAGGCGAAAAAAAUGAAGAUUUUGUGAAGAGGAUGAAAAGAAAAGUGAAGAAGUGUGGCUAUAGUGACGCUCAGCAGGAAGAAGUUUUGAAGGAUCGGAUGAUCGCUGGCAUCGAGAGCCAUCAGAUGCGGAAAGAGCUCUUGAAAGCCGGGAAUAUAUCGGUAGCGGACAUGGUGAAGAGGGUGAAGGAUCAUCAGGAGAUCGAAGAGCUGGCCAAGAAAUACGAAAGAAUGGCACCGAACAGGGAGGAAUCGAGAAAUACGUUCAAGGUGACUGCUACGAAGAAGAUGGAAAAGCAAUGUCGGUAUUGCGGUGGAGACCAUGUGCCGGAGAAGAUGAAAUGUCCGGCCUUCGGAAAGAAGUGCCUCGAAUGUGGGAGGAAGAAUCAUUUCAAGAUUGUUUGCUGGAGGAAGAACAAAAAGAAGCAGGCUAAACGAUAUGUUCGCCGAGUCGUGGACAGUUCGGGGGAAUCCGACGAUUCCGACACCGAAGAAUGUGAAUUCGUGGACAUUGCUAAAAUCGAUGACUGCAAAGAUGCUGGCAAGAUAAUGGUCCAACUGAAAGUCGUCGUGGGGCAGAAGAAAACCACACCAUUCGAAAUACAAGUUGACACCGGUGCAAGGGUUAACGUAGUGUGCCAGAGAGACUUGGAACGACUGAUGCCAGGUCACAGUUUGAGCCACACGAAAAUCAAAUUGAGAUGCUAUUCCGGUAAAAUCAUUACGCCAAUGGGGCAGAUUGACUUGCUGAUCAAGCUGAAGAACGGCACGAAGCAAUUGACGUUCAUUGUGGUGAAGAAAGAUCGACCACCGCUGUUGUCGUCACAGUCAGCAAUGGAUCUAGGCAUCAUCCAGGUACAUGACAUGUACAGCCUCAGCACGCUUCAGCAAGAAUGCGAUAAGAUCUUGAGUAAGUACAAAGACGUGUUUGAGGGUGAUGGUAAAUUCGAUGGAAAAUUCAAAAUCGAAAUUGAUAAUUCUAUUACAGCGGUACAGCAAAAGCCCCGGCGUAUUCCUCUGGCAUACCUUCCAGAGCUCAAGGCCAAAAUUGAGGAACUAGAGAAGAAGGAAAUAGUAGAACCGGUUAACAGACACAUGGACUGGCUGUGCAACUUGGUGCUGGUUAAAAAAGGAAGCAAACUACGUCUUUGUUUGGAUCCAACGGAGCUAAACCGAGCCGUCAAAAGGGCCAACCAUCAAAUACCAACUAUAGAAGAGAUGCUACCGGAUUUUGCGAAGGCUAAGGUCUUCACAGUACUGGACGCCAAAAACGGGUUCUGGCAUCUGGAGCUGGACGAACCAAGCGCGGAUUUGACGGCAUUUUGGACACCGAUGGGCGUGUAUCGCUGGAAGCGGAUGCCGUUUGGAAUAUCGUUGGCACCCGAAGUAUAUCAGAAAGCUCAGCAGCAGGUCAUCGCGGGUCUCCGUGGAGUACGUUGUAUUGCUGACUAUGUCAUUGUGUUCGGAUGCGGUGACACCAUAGAAGAGGCGAUGUUGGACCACAACCGGAAUUUGGAGGCAGCAAUGCAGAGGUUCCGGGAGCGACGAUUGAAGCUAAACCGAUCGAAGGCAAGAGUGGCGCUAUCGUCGGUGCCGUUCUUUGGUCACAUUUUGACAGACAAAGGAGUGAAACCGGAUCCGAGCAAGAUUUCCGCUGUUUUGAAUAUUCCAGAACCGUCAGACAAGAAGCAGUUGAUGACAUUCCUAGGAUUGAUAACAUACCUGGGGCGCUUCAUGCCCAUGCUAGCAGAUGUGAGCGCUCCGUUGAGAAGAUUGACACGAGAAGACGUCGAUUUUGAAUGGGACAAAGAAGCAGCGGAUGCCUUUGCGCAAAUCAAGCGUUUGGUCACGCAAACGCCCAUACUUCGGUAUUACGAUCCAUCCGAGCCCCUGACGAUUCAGUGUGAUGCAAGUCAACUCGGUGUUGGAUGUGUCCUGCUGCAAGGCGGUAGGCCGAUUGCAUAUGCGUCAAGGACACUGACUAAAACGGAAAAGAACUAUGCGUCAAUCGAACGUGAAUGUCUGGCCAUCGUAUUUGCGUGCAAACAGCAUGACCAGUAUGUUGCAGGACGAAAACUUUUGAUCGAGACGGACCACAAACCGUUAGAGGACAUCUUCAGGAAGCCGAUUACCGAAGCACCUUUGAGACUGCAAAAAAUGAGGAUGACUUUGCAGAGGUACGACAUCGACGUACGCUACAGGAAAGGAAAAGAGAUGUAUAUUGCUGACCUGAUGUCCAGGACCGCCACAGAGAGGCAAGCAAGUGGUUCCGAUGCGGAUGUUAUACACGUGGAAAAAGUGGAUGCUGCUUUCAGCGAAAUAGCCAGCGUGAAUGUAGUCGAACUAAUCAACCUUUCUGACGACAGAUUCGAGGAAAUAGCUACCGAAACCAGAAAGGACCAAACCCUGUGCAACCUGAUGAGAGUCUUAAUAGAAGGCUGGCCAGAAAGAAAAGAAGAGUUGCGUGACGAAUUACUACCCUAUAGAACGUUCCAGAACGACCUCACAACGUUUCGAGGAGUGAUCUUCAAAGGAGACCGCAUUUUGGUACCAAAAAGCCUCCGGAAGAAGUACAUUGAAAAGCUGCAUGUUGCGCACCUGGGAAUUGACUACACGUUGCGGGCUGCUCGAGAGUCUUUGUUCUGGCCAGGCAUGGCGGAUCAAAUCUGCAAUUACGUGCGCAACUGCGAGAUUUGUAUGGAAUUCAGUUCCAGCCAGUGCCGGCCCCCAAUGACGACACACCAGAUACCGGAGUACCCAUUUCAGCGAGUGAACAUUGACUUGGGCGAGAUCAAACAAGGUGGUGAGAAAGUUGUUAUGAUGGUUACGGCAGAUAGCUUUUCGGACUUCAUCGAAGUAGAUUUCAUCAACGACACCAAAACGAAAACCAUCGUCGCGGCUUGCAAGCGCAAUUUUGCAAGACAUGGUACGCCGCAAGUGGUAGUUACUGACAAUGGGCCGCAGUUCGACAACGAAGAGUGGAGCAGGUUUGCGAAGGAUUGGAGUUUUGCGCAUGUGACAUCAUCCCCAUAUCACGCUCAAGGAAAUGGCAAGGCUGAAUCAGCAGUAAAAUCCAUGAAGCAAUUGUUCAAGAAGUGUGGAAAAAGCGGGGCGGAUUUUUGGCAAGCACUGCAGCAGCAUCGCAACACACCGAAUGCGAUCGGGGCCAGUCCUAAUCAACGAAUUUUCUCGAGAAGCACACGUGGGGUAGUACCAAUGAUCACGAACAAGCUACAACCGCAGCAAGCUUCACGCGUUGAGGAACGGAUUGCACACAAGAGAAAGGUAGUCAAGGCAAGCUACGACAAAAGGGUUAAGGAGCUUCCAGAUUUGCGGGUCGGUGAAAAUGUUAUCAUUCAGCGAAGACCUGACGCUACUAAGCAGUGGGAACAAGCAACGCUAGUGAGAAAAUUCCCAGACCAAUCUUGCGAAGUACAAACGAAGGAUGGCGGAGUUUACAGAAGAAGUGCAGUUCACGUUAAACCGGGAUGCAGCAACAAGCCUAAUACUACACUUAACGAGGAUCCAGUAAAGCAACCAAGUGUAACGGACCGCCAGAGUGAUGAUCAUCGGUCCCAGGAAGUCCCAGUUGAGGAUCGAAGGAAGAUGGUAUUCGAGAGACGUGAUUACAAGACCGUUAGCGGCAGGCCUAGCGGUGCAUCCGUUCCAGAGGGCCAGUCGCAAGCGGCAGAUUUCGAGAAACAACAGGGUAUCGACGAACAACGAGAACUAACAUCGAUUCCUGAAACUCGACCUAGGAGGGAGGUCAGAAAACCAUCAAAGUUUGCAGAUUACAAAAUGUAA
Molecule: messenger RNA, 4113 nt
Organism: Aedes albopictus (Asian tiger mosquito)
Lineage: Eukaryota; Metazoa; Arthropoda; Insecta; Diptera; Culicidae
Exons: 1
Coding region: 1-4113 (1370 amino acids)
Biological process (GO): DNA integration
Molecular function (GO): nucleic acid binding
Source: RefSeq, a predicted model, not a curated record